UUCUACUUCCUGUUUGGAGGCGGGUCUAGUUCUGUAAACACGUACACAACGUGAUGUGAACUGCAGCAGACUGCGGACCGUAAACACUGCAGACCAGAACAGUGGCUAAAUAUAUUUGGCCUUGGUUGGUUGUAACUGGCUACAGCUUCAUUGUUUGUAGACGUCUCAUCUUCAAGACUUGCCUUUAUUUAUCAGAGGAGAACCAGACAUAAACACAGGCAGUUCAUGAUGGCUGCAGAUUCAGCAGUGUCUAACGGAGGAGAAAACAUCCUUACUGAGAGCGACGAUGAUACUCUCAGCCCUGAUGACCUGUCCGAAGUGUUGGCGGCUGGAACCAAGGAGUCUCACGACAAAGCAGAGAACUCGCCAUUUGUCAAGGACUUCCUGAGGGGCCGAAUCAAACGAGAACUUUUUAAGCUUGGCACAGCUGCCCUGUACUACGUUUAUUCUGCCAUUGAGGAAGAGAUCGAGAAGAACAAGGACCACCCCAUGUUUGCCCCACUAUAUUUCCCCUCUGAGCUUCACCGGCAAGACGCCUUGGCCAAAGACCUGGAGUAUCUCUACGGUGAAGACUGGGAGAGCAAGAUCUCCUGCUCAGCAGCCACACGGCCCUACGUGGACCACAUUCAUGAGGUGGGACGAGACGAUGCGGUUCUUUUGGUCGCACACGCUUGGACCCGCUACAUGGGUGACCUGUCAGGAGGGCAGAUUCUGAAGAAAGUGGCUCAGCGGGCUCUAAAACUGCCCCCUACUGGUGAGGGGGUGAACUUCUUCCAUUUUGAAGGCAUCCACAACCCCACGGCUUUCAAGAGGCUGUACCGCAGUCGGAUGAAUGAGCUGGAGGUGGAUGCAGAGACCAAAAAGAAGCUGCUAGACGAAGCCAACCUGGCAUUUCAAUAUAAUUUGGAUGUAUUCACAGAGUUGCAGGAGAUUGGGAAAGAUAUAAAAGAGGAAGUGCAGGACAUUGGCUUUCACGCACAUGGGGAUAUGGGUGGAGACAUCAGUAAAUGCCCCUACUAUGCAGCCAAGAUGGCGGUGAGUGGAAACACGACUUAUGCAUGUAAUUUUGCCAAGAUGCUGCUUCGACAGUCCACAGUACAGGUGAUUCUGGCCACAUGGGUCGCUGCUGUCGCUGGAUUGGCUGCUUGGUACCUCAUGUGAUCACCUUUACCUGAGUCAGCCAAUAAGAAAUUAAAAUGGCAACAACUGGGCUUCAAAGUGGAAAUCUUUCACUCACUGGGCCACUUUGUGAAAAUAUUGCUGCCGAUCAUAUAAAUAUGUAAAGUCACUGACUGGACUUUUAAUCCAUGCCACGUAUCUGUAUUAAAUACAAUGCUUUUAAAGGAGAUGUGACAUUCUUUAUCCUGUUUUCAAUCUCAGUCAAGAGUGUAAGCACACAUGCUAGAAGACAUUGGAGCUGCUUAAAAUAAAACUAUU
Messenger RNA from Sinocyclocheilus anshuiensis, 1437 nucleotides. RefSeq names its product heme oxygenase 2-like. The record is from RefSeq and is a predicted model, not a curated record. Bases 226 to 1161 code for a protein of 311 amino acids. The transcript is spliced from 6 exons. Lineage: Eukaryota; Metazoa; Chordata; Actinopteri; Cypriniformes; Cyprinidae. Gene Ontology annotation, biological process: heme catabolic process; heme oxidation; response to oxidative stress. Gene Ontology annotation, molecular function: heme binding; heme oxygenase (decyclizing) activity.